Messenger RNA from Rhopalosiphum maidis (corn leaf aphid), 1125 nucleotides. RefSeq lists its product as uncharacterized. NCBI's taxonomy places the organism in Eukaryota, Metazoa, Arthropoda, Insecta, Hemiptera, Aphididae. The transcript has 8 exons. The coding region runs from base 1 to 1092 and encodes 363 amino acids. The record is from RefSeq and is a predicted model, not a curated record.
AUGGAUUCAAACAAAACUAUUAAAAACUAUUUUAAUAUGGGACUCGAUUAUUCGGAAAUCUUGGAAUUUUUACACAAAAAUGAUGAACUUGGUGCCUCAUCAUGUAGAUAUUUAGGUGACAUUGAUCCCCACAAUUAUCGCUGUCAUAAAGAUGCAGUGAAGUUAAAAAAAAUACCAUUAGCGUGCACAGCUUUAGUUUUUGAUGGAAUAACUUGUAAUGAUGAAUUUGUAAUUUAUCCUUCCUACGAUAAAACGGAUAUAGACCUCAUAAAACAACUUGUAGAAUUUAGCCCUAAUGUGUAUUUAUUUUAUGGUCAUGAUCACUUACAAUCUUGGUUUGAGGCGGUUGAUCCUAGAAAAACUGUAGUUGAGGCUCAAAAAGUGAAAGAAUUUGUAGCCGAAUAUCCUGUUGCGGGAUUGAUUCUGAAAGGAAUAAAUCCAGAUUAUCACGUUCCUAACGACUUUUACGUAAAAUUAAAAGCUUAUGUCGAGACAAUGAAAAUUGAAAUUCCCAAUUUGAAAAUUGGGCUGUAUCUAGAAGCACUAAGUAUGAUGUUUUUUAGUAAAGAUCCAAAAUCUCCAGAUUGGUUUGAUUUCACUGUAUUAAACAAAGUUAUGGAUAACUAUAUAAUUGGAUUUGAUAGAUUUAAUGAAUGCACUUUUUAUUUAUUAAAUGGUGGAGUUGUACCUUUGAAUUCAACAGAUCCAAGCAUUAACACCUUAACUAAAUUCAAAGCUGCUUUUGACGGAUCAAGCAUUGCAAGGGAUAAAGUUUAUUUCGAAUUUUCAAUAAAUCCUUCAGUAAUAAAGAAAUUUGAAAAAUAUUUUAUACCAUGUGAAGUAUCAUAUAAUGAGUAUUGUGAAAAUCAUGGUGUAUAUAAGGACCGCAUGUGUGUCGAUAAUCAGGACACAUUCUUCGAAAAAGGUAAAUUUACUAAAGAAAAUUCAAAGGGAUUCAUAGCAAAGUUUAUAGAUUUAGUUGAUCGCGAUCUAAAAUGUGAAUGUAAUGAUAAGUAUAUAACGUUUACCAUGUUGUUAAAUGGUUAUAAUAAUUUGGAAAAGUUAACUUGUGCUAAAUUAAGUGGCAUCUGAAUAAUUGAAUAAUUUAUUGUUGUCCAAUACUAU